AUGUUAUUCCAUUUUACAUAUCGCAUUGUUGGUGCCACCGUAGCAUUCCUUUAUCCAGGCUAUGCAUCUUACAAGACAUUGAGUCAACGCCCUGCUUCCGAGGAAGAUCUUGAGCGAUGGCUCAUGUACUGGUCCGUCCUUGGCUGCGUAGUAGCAGUCGAAUACACAACAGAGUGGCUUGUCUCAUGGAUCCCAUUCUACUACACCCUCAAGACCCUCUUCCUCCUAUAUCUCGCACUACCACAGACCCGCGGGUCUUCAUACCUCUACAUCAACCACCUACAGCCAUUCUUCCAUCGCCAUGAGUCGCAGAUCGAUGCUACGCUCGCAUCGUUGAAGGCCAAAGUAUACACGUUUUUGCAGGAACGUUUCAGGGCGCUUUGGGACCAAAUUGUCGCUGCGGCCGCAGGGCAGGGACAGGUUGUUGGGAGACAGGCUAACGCAGCGGCGCCGUCAGCUGCGAACCCAGCUGGACCUACCCAACUCAUAUCGUCCCUUUGGGGAACCUAUGGCCCUGGUAUCAUCGCCUCUGGGUCGGCGCUUCUUAGACAGACUGCGGCUGCGGCUGGUACUAGACCUCCCGCAACGCCUGCAUUCACGCCCUCUUCCUCGGGGAGUACGCAGUCGGUCCUUGAUAGGAGACGAGAGCUCGAAGAGGAGUUGGCCAACCUCGCAGCUGCCGAUCCUAACGCUGCUGUUCUGACACCCCCUACGGGGUCGAGGCCUAGCGCUUCGCGCGGCUCGUCAGACUCUGAUCUGCGCAAUAGAGAUCCCUCGACGUCGGGGAGGUUUGAGGAGAUUGAAGUGCCGAGCGAUGUUGAAGGGUAUGAUGUGGAUGGGCCUAGAGAAGGCGAAGUUGGGUACGUGGCUGGUGGGAGACCUGGGGCAGCGAAACGGGGGAGUUGGUUUGGUGGUUGGGGCGGAAGCAAUGUGGGUUCCUCGAAGGGCGGAUAUGAAAGGGUCAAGAGCGACUAG
Molecule: messenger RNA, 975 nt
Organism: Laccaria bicolor S238N-H82
Lineage: Eukaryota; Fungi; Basidiomycota; Agaricomycetes; Agaricales; Hydnangiaceae
Exons: 3
Coding region: 1-975 (324 amino acids)
Source: RefSeq, a predicted model, not a curated record